AUGUCUUUUCAUAUCUCUGCCCAAGAUGUCCGUGUCGAGGACAACCACAUCCUGAAGGCCAGCAUUCCAAACGUUGACGGCGAGCUAGUAGAGGCAGAACUUGAUCUGAACUCAUGCCUUGGCAACAACGACGGUAGCUUCGCUUGGGAGGGUCAAGGAUAUGCCGACUCCGGUGAGAACUUCAGUUUUGAGUUCGAGGGAGAUGAUGGUCUUCCCAUUCUCCGUGGUGAGCUCCGAAACAUCGAGGGUGAGGGUAUUCCCGGCGAUAUCAACAUCUCCGAGCGAAUCUCCAACCAAAACGGACAACUCGUCUUUGAAUAA
Molecule: messenger RNA, 321 nt
Organism: Cadophora gregata
Lineage: Eukaryota; Fungi; Ascomycota; Leotiomycetes; Helotiales; Ploettnerulaceae
Exons: 4
Coding region: 1-321 (106 amino acids)
Source: RefSeq, a predicted model, not a curated record